GGGAUGUGCCCUGUGUACAGACUCCAACGGUGAUGUGACAAUUAACUUUAUUAUUAUAUCUACGAUAUCCUCAACAGUGUGGUAUAGACAUGGCAAUAUCAUUAUCUGAUUGCAUUGACCGAUGUUUGAGGAUAUGAAGUUCUGUUCUUCAUGUGUUCAGUGUGGUGCACUAGUCAAUCUUCGUAUUAUACAUAACAGUAUAAAACAGAGACACAACGUCGAGAAUGAAGUUGGAGCUGCCGAGGCAGCUGACUCAUCGUGUAUUAGGACGGUGCAAAUCUAUUUUAUCAAUAAAAAUUCCGGUAAUGCGCUUGAUAUUAGAGAUGGUAUUUUAGAACCCGGGGCAGAAGUUAUUCAAUAUGAUUGGAAUUUACAAAAUGAUGAUGGUUAUAUCUUCUGUCUGGCUCAUCCUAAUCUAGUCUUGGAUAUCGACAGUAAAGGUCAUGCAAUCUUGAGUCUGAAGCGUGAUGGAGUUUCUUAUGGUGGUCAACGCUGGCACUUGCAAAAUAGCCAUUAGUGAUAACAAAAAAACUGUUGGAAACUAUUUGUAUCUA
This is a messenger RNA of Mucor mucedo, 554 nucleotides long. RefSeq lists its product as uncharacterized. The record is from RefSeq and is a predicted model, not a curated record. The transcript is spliced from 5 exons. Lineage: Eukaryota; Fungi; Mucoromycota; Mucoromycetes; Mucorales; Mucoraceae. Bases 122 to 517 code for a protein of 131 amino acids.